This is a messenger RNA of Mesorhabditis belari, 330 nucleotides long. The record is from the annotation of a GenBank genome assembly. Lineage: Eukaryota; Metazoa; Nematoda; Chromadorea; Rhabditida; Rhabditidae.
AUGGCCGAUGAUGUGAUUGCGAUUUGCAAAGAAGAAAUCGCUCGAAUGGUGAAGAAGGAAAAGCCGGAGAUGCGACCGAUCUUGCGAACGGUCAAGUCGGAGAGGAAUAAAAAUCCGAUCAAGAUGAGAGACAAGGAAUCGACGGAAGUAGUGAUUGAUAUGGAUCCGGUCAAUCCGGUUUUGUUGAGACACGUACCGCCUCAGAUUUCGGGAAAAGACAGCUCCGACAAGAGUAACGCCAAUCGAAGAGCGGUCGGCUGCAAUGAUAAUGGCAAAUACGCGACUAUCAGCAAAACGAAACGUCCCAAUUUAAAACAUCCGUGGAAAGUU